Molecule: messenger RNA, 3347 nt
Organism: Megalobrama amblycephala (Wuchang bream)
Lineage: Eukaryota; Metazoa; Chordata; Actinopteri; Cypriniformes; Xenocyprididae
Product: guanylate-binding protein 1-like
Exons: 13
Coding region: 19-3201 (1060 amino acids)
Molecular function (GO): GTP binding; GTPase activity
Source: RefSeq, a predicted model, not a curated record
CUGUAUCCUCCAGUGAUCAUGGACAAACCAGUAUGCUUGAUUGACACGGAGUCAGAUGGGAAGCUGUGUGUGCAGCAGUCAGCUCUACAGAUCCUGCAGCAGAUCCAGCAGCCAGUGGUGGUGGUGGCCGUGGUGGGUCUCUACCGCACCGGGAAGUCCUACCUGAUGAAUCGCCUUGCAGGACAACAAACAGGGUUUGUAUUGGGCAGCACCAUCGAGUCCCAGACGAAGGGCAUCUGGAUGUGGUGUGUGGAUCACCCCACUAAAGCAGGAACCACUCUGGUGCUGCUGGACACUGAGGGACUCAGAGACGUGGACAAGGGAGACUCAAAGCAUGACACCAACAUCUUCUGUCUGGCUGUCUUACUGAGCAGCACUCUGGUCUACAACAGUCGAGGGACGAUUAACAACAGGGCUGUAGAGGAACUGCAAUAUGUUACUGAACUAACAGAGUGCAUUAAGGUCAAAUCAUCAGAUGAGGAUAAUGACGAUUCAAGCGAGUUUGUGAAGUUCUUCCCUAGUUUCAUCUGGGCUGUGAGGGACUUCACUCUUGAGCGAAAGAUCGAUGGCAAAGAUGCAACAGAGGAUGAGUACCUAGAGUUUGCUCUGAAGCUGAAACCUGGCACAGCAAAACAAGUGAUGGAGUACAACUGGCCCAGGGAGUGCAUCCAAACAUUCUUCCCUUCCAGAACGUGCUUCACUUUCCCAUUCCCAACCGCUCCAGAGAAUGUGUCUCGUUUGGAGAGCUUGGAUCCUGCUGACCUUUCCUCUGACUUCCUGGAGGUCACAGAUCGUUUCUGCAAGUUUGUCUUUCACGAGAGUCAUGUGAAGAAGCUGAAAGAUGGAAUCACAGUCACUGGCAGAGUUCUGGGUCACUUGGCGAAAACAUACGUGGACACCAUCUCCAGUGGGGCUGUGCCGUGUCUGGAGAAUGCUGUGAUUGCUAUGGCAAUGAUUGAGAAUGAGUCUGCAGUGAAGGAGGGGCUUGAGGUUUACCAGAGUGGAAUGGAGAAGCUGAAGGACUCCUUCCCUCUGGAACUGAAGGAUGUGUCCUCAGAACACCAACGUCUCAGCAAAAUGGCGACACAAGCCUUCAUGAAGCGUUCUUUCAGGGACAGUGAUGGGAAAAACUUAAAAUCUCUAGAGGAAAACAUUAAUAAACACUUUGAUGGAUAUCUGUGCCAAAACGAGCAAGCUUCGAAGAGACGAUGUGAGGAUCUCUUGUCAUCCCUCUCUGAGCCAAUGACUGAAAAUCUCAAGCAGGGUUCCUAUGCUAAACCUGAUGGCUAUGAUCUCUUCUGCAAGGAUCUGGAGGACAUUGUGAAGAAUUAUAACAGCCAGGCCAAUAAAGAAGUCAAGGCUGAAGAGGUCCUAGAGGAGUUUCUGAAGCAGAAGUCGGUAGAUUCUAAAGCAAUUCUGCAGGCUGACAAAAAACUGACUGAGAAGGAAAAACAGAUUAAGGAGGAAACCGAGAAAGCAGCCCUCCUGCAGCAGGAAAUCAAAGCUAAAGAGGAGAAGCAGCGACAACUCGAAGAGAAGAUGGAAGCAGAGAAACAGAGUAAUGAAGAGAGGAUGAGCCAGGUGAAGGAGAAGAUGGAUGAGGAGCUGAGGCUCCAGAGAGAGGAGGCUGAGCGUGCCAUGGACAGUAAACUGAGGGAGCAGGCUGCUCUGUUGGAGAAGGGCUUUAAGGAGAAAGCAGACAGGAUGACCCAGGAGGUGGAAGAGUUCAAGAGACAGAAUGAUGAAGCCGAGAGUAAUAGAGCUAGAGAGUUUGCAGUGAUGUUAGAGAACUUCAACAAGAGACAUGAGGACUCUAUGGCUAUGAUGAUGCAGCAACACAGAGAACAGAUGCAGGCCAUUCAGCCGAAGAAUGCACGCUGUUCAGAGGAAAUAGAGGAAGCAGCCCUCCUGCAUCAGGAAGUCAAAGCUACAGAGGAGAAGCUGCAACAACUCGAAGAGAAGAUGGAAGCAGAGAAACAGAGUAAUGAAGAGAGGAUGAGACAGAUGAAGGAGAAGAUGGAUGAGGAGCUGAGGCUCCAGAGAGAGGAGGCUGAUCGUGCCAUGGACAGUAAACUGAGGGAGCAGGCUGCUCUGUUGGAGAAGGGCUUUAAGGAGAAGGCUGACAGGAUGACACAGGAGGUGGAAGAGUUCAAGAGACAGAAUGAUGAAGCCGAGAGUAAUAGAGCUAGAGAGUUUAAAGAGAUGUUAGAGAACUUCAACAAGAGACAUGAGGACUCUAUGGCUAUGAUGAUGCAGCAACACAGAGAACAGAUGCAGGCCAUUCAGCCGAAGAAUGCACGCUGUUCAGAGGAAAUAGAGGAAGCAGCCCUCCUGCAUCAGGAAGUCAAAGCUACAGAGGAGAAGCUGCAACAACUCGAAGAGAAGAUGGAAGCAGAGAAACAGAGUAAUGAAGAGAGGAUGAGACAGAUGAAGGAGAAGAUGGAUGAGGAGCUGAGGCUCCAGAGAGAGGAGGCUGAUCGUGCCAUGGACAGUAAACUGAGGGAGCAGGCUGCUCUGUUGGAGAAGGGCUUUAAGGAGAAGGCUGACAGGAUGACACAGGAGGUGGAAGAGUUCAAGAGACAGAAUGAUGAAGCCGAGAGUAAUAGAGCUAGAGAGUUUAAAGAGAUGUUAGAGAACUUCAACAAGAGACAUGAGGACUCUAUGGCUAUGAUGAUGCAGCAACACAAAGAACAGAUGCAGGCCAUACAGCCGAAGAAUGCACGCUGUUCAGAGGAAAUAGAGGAAGCAGCCCUCCUGCAGCAGGAAAUCAAAGCUAUAGAGGAGAAGCAGCGACAACUCGAAGAGAAGAUGGAAGCAGAGAAACAGAGUAAUGAAGAGAGGAUGAGACAGAUGAAAGAGAAGAUGGAUGAGGAGCUGAGGCUCCAGAGAGAGGAGGCUGAUCGUGCCAUGGACAGUAAACUGAGGGAGCAGGCUGCUCUGUUGGAGAAGGGCUUUAAGGAGAAAGCAGACAGGAUGAGCCAGGAGAUGGAAGAGUUCAAGAGACAGAAUGAUGAAGCCGAGAGUAAUAGAGCUAGAGAGUUUAAAGAGAUGUUAGAGAACUCCAACAAGAGACAUGAGGGACUCUAUGGCUAUGAUGAUGCAGCAACACAAAGAACAGAUGCAGGCCAUUCAGCCGAAGAAUGCACGCUGUUCAGAGGAAAUAGAGGAAGCAGCCCUCCUGCAGCAGGAAAUCAAAGCUAAAGAGGAGAAGCAGCAACAACUCGAAGAGAAGAUGGAAGCAGAGAAACAGAGUAAUGAAGAGAGGAUGAGCCAGGUGAAGGAGAAGACGGAUGAGGAGCUGGGGCUCCAGAGAGAGGAGGCUGAUCGUGCCGUGGACAGUAAACUGA